Molecule: messenger RNA, 999 nt
Organism: Copidosoma floridanum
Lineage: Eukaryota; Metazoa; Arthropoda; Insecta; Hymenoptera; Encyrtidae
Product: N-acetylneuraminate lyase
Molecular function (GO): lyase activity
Source: RefSeq, a predicted model, not a curated record
UUCGGAUAGUGCGAGUUAAGAUGUCGAUUAGUGAGAAAGUGAAUUUCACGUACAGAGGGCUCAUAGUGCCAGUAUUUUCUCCAUUUAACAACGAUGCAAACCGAAGUUUGAACUUGUCCUUGAUUCCGGAGUAUGCGAAAUUUCUCGCUUCGAAAAAUGUCACUGGCAUCCUCGUUAAUGGAACCACUGGAGAAGGUACGUCAUUAUCCAUUGCCGAAAGAAAAAGGGUAGCAGAAGUUUGGGCUGGUGCAGUGAAAAAAACCAAACAACAUUUAAUGAUCCAAGUUGGUGGAGCAAGUCUCGCAGAUGUAAAGGAGCUCGCUGCACACGCUGAAGGAUUAAACGUCGAUUCUCUUUUGUGUUUGCCAGAAUUGUACUUUAAACCUGCUACGGUAGAAAAACUAACGGAGUAUUUGCGAGCCGUUGGUGAAUGUGCUCCGAAAACGCCACUGCUUUACUACCACAUACCAAGUCAAACGUCAGUCAACGUUCACAUGGGGAGAUUUUUGGAGUACGUUGGCGACAAAAUACCGAAUUUCGCGGGUAUAAAGUUUACGAGCAACGAUUUGGACGAAGCUUAUCAGGCCCUAACGGCUAACGGUCGUUUUGCGGUUUUUCUUGGCAGUGACGUGACCAUGUCAGCUGGUUGUACUUUGGGAAUAAAUUCGUUCAUAAUGACGAGUUUGAAUUUCAUUCCGGAGCCGGCUUUGGAACUGUUGGAGUUUGAAAAGGGCAACAGGGAUUUGAGGGCUGCGCGAAAGAAUCAAGAGUUCAUUAUUAAAACCGUGAAAGAAGUGACGCGUUACGGCACUUGGGUCGAGACAAUGAAAAUUGCCAUGAGUUUGACGACGAAAUUCUUCAUGGGACCCCCUAGAGCUCCACUUGCGCUUCUAUCGAGAGAAGAUGUCGAAGCGAUGGCGGGAAAAUUGAUUGAAGUUGGCUUGACAGUGAAUAAGACUGAGGUUUUAAAAAUGUAUUGAUUUUUUAAUAAUAUUUUUA